AUGUCCCACUCGAGCCGGCGCCACGAGGAGCGGAGCGGGCGGCAGCGCAGCCCCGGCGCGCCCUGGCCCGGCGGCAGCGGCAGCGGCUCCAGCGGCGGCGGCAAAGGGCUGGAGCGCAAGGAGCAGAAGAGGAAGAGGCGCGACGUCCAGCAGAUCCAGCAGAUCCAGCACCUGGAGUCCUUCUAUGAGAAACUUCCUCCAGGGCUGAUUAAGGAAAACGAGACAAAACCAGAGGAUUGCAUUCCUGAUGUGCCUGGUAAUGAAAACGCACGAGAAUUCCUCGCACAUGCGCCAACAAAGGGGCUCUGGAUGCCUCUAGGAAAAGAAGUCAAAGUUAUGCAAUGCUGGAGAUGUAAACGUUAUGGACACAGAACAGGGGAUAAAGAGUGUCCUUUCUUCAUUAAAGGCAAUCAGAAGCUUGAACAAUUCAGAGUAGCACAUGAAGACCCCAUGUACGAUAUAAUAAGGGAAAAUAAGCACCAUGAGAAAGAAAUGCGGAUACAGCAGUUGAAGCAGCUGCUCGAAGACUCCACUUCGGAUGAAGACAGCAGUAAUGAGAGCUCCAGUUCUUCGGAGGGUAAGGAAAAGCACAAGAAAAAGAGAAAGAAAAAAGAGAAGAAGAAGAAGAAAAAGAGAAAGCGCAAAUCUUCCAAGUCAGACAGAAGGUCUGAAUCGGACUGAGGAGAU
Molecule: messenger RNA, 687 nt
Organism: Euleptes europaea (tarantolino)
Lineage: Eukaryota; Metazoa; Chordata; Lepidosauria; Squamata; Sphaerodactylidae
Gene: RP9
Product: RP9 pre-mRNA splicing factor
Exons: 6
Coding region: 1-681 (226 amino acids)
Biological process (GO): RNA splicing
Source: RefSeq, a predicted model, not a curated record